GCGGAAGUGGGGAUUGUUGAUGGAUUUCCGGUGUCCGGAGGAUGCUCGCCCCCCUCUGGAGAGACAGACGGAGUGACAGAAGCGCUGCGAGCUGAGGGAGGCUCUGCCCGGGGAAGAAGAGCCGAGGCCACAGCGGGCACUACGCCGAGCUGUCAGCGAGUCCUGAUGGUGUGAGAUUGGUAUUUAAAAGUAAAUUUGGGUUUCAAAUCGCUGGAUUAAAGAAUCUCAUCUUUUGCUGGAGUGAAAGUCAGAAGGCAGGAAACGGAGGACGCCAUGGCCAGCAGGGGGAGCUUAAGGGCUAAUGGAGUAGGCCAGACAAAGAUCUGUCAGUUCAAGCUGGUGCUACUUGGAGACAUGGCAGUGGGCAAGUCCAGUCUGGUAUUACGGUUCGUCAAGGGUCAGUUUGAUGAAUUUCAAGAGACCACUAUAGGAGCUGCCUUCUUGGCUCAAUCUGUGUGUCUGGAUGAUACAACUGUAAAGUUUGAGAUCUGGGACACUGCAGGACAGGAACGAUAUCACAGUCUCGCCCCCAUGUACUAUAGAGGAGCUCAGGCUGCCAUUGUGGUAUUUGACAUCACCAAACCGGAAACAUUUGAUCGUGCAAAGGCAUGGGUAAAAGAGUUACAACGGCAGGCAAGUCCUAAUAUUGUGAUUGCUUUGGCUGGCAACAAGUCAGAUUUGGCAGAGAAGAGGAUGGUGGAAUUUGAAGAGGCUCAGGCAUAUGCAGAAGACACAAGCUUGUUAUUCAUGGAAACAUCAGCAAAAACCGCAAUGAACGUGAACGAGUUGUUUUUAGCAAUUGCAAAGAAAAUGCCGAAAUCUGAUGCCCAGAAUCCAACCCACGCUGCCCGCAACAGAGGCGUAAAUCUCCAGGGCUCGGAUCAGCAACCCAGAAGCGGGUGCUGCAGCAAUUGAUUUAACACACUGCAAGAACAAACGCCUUCUGUAUGCAUUUUUUACACAGAUUAUUGUGAACACUGGUUAGGAUGCUGCCCCCUAUUUUCUACAGCUGGUGGGAAUUUAUUUGGCUUAAUUUUUUUUUUUUUUUUUUAUCAUAGUGUUACAAAUGAGAAACCACAAAAUUGUAAAAGAAAAAAAAAAAAACAUAACGCUCCCAUCUUCAAAAGGAAAAAAAAAAAAAAAACAUGGUUAUCCACGGUUGAUGAUAUUUGCAGUAGUUGGUUACCAUGCAGCAGGUCUGACAGUAUGAAGUGUGUUAUGCUUUUCAUUGAGCAAGUCCCAGUGACUGUUAAGAUCCUGCUAUUGCAAGUUUAAAUCUUCAGAGCGUACAGCCACAUUUGGCCUGAACUCUGUACUCUGUAUCUCUGUCGAGAAUAUACCAUUUGGGGCAGUAUUAUUCAAGCACUUAAAGGAUUAUCUGCUUAUGACUGAACUUGGUCUGAUAUAAAGGUGUUAAACUCUUCAGCAGACAUGAGAAUUCUAUAAAGCCGAUAAGACUGCUUUUUUUUUUUUUACCCUCUACCAACACUGUGUGCAAAAAUCCUCCACCUAUCCGAAGACCUAAUGAAUUAAGACUCUUGACAUCUCCAACAUGGCUGUUAUGUUACUUGGAUGUGAUUCGUUCUCCUACUUCCCAGAUGAACAAAGCACUGUGGAUCUGUUGCACUUUACCUUCCAUCCAUUUCUGUCUACCCUGAAAACACUUUUCAACUGCCUGUGUACCUUAUUUCCCUCCUAUUAUAAAAAGAACAGCUUCAAAAAAGCGAUAGAAAAUAUGCUCUGAAUAAAACUUUUGUAUUUGCACCUUCAUAUAAUGUUUUACUUGAAUCCUAAAAUAUUGAUUUUUAAUGUAACAUUAAAGCAAAGUGAAUCAAA
Molecule: messenger RNA, 1836 nt
Organism: Rana temporaria (common frog)
Lineage: Eukaryota; Metazoa; Chordata; Amphibia; Anura; Ranidae
Product: ras-related protein Rab-5B-like
Exons: 6
Coding region: 274-915 (213 amino acids)
Molecular function (GO): GTP binding; GTPase activity
Source: RefSeq, a predicted model, not a curated record